AUGUCAACAUGGCAGCAAGGGGGAAACCGCGGAUGGCUCCUGAUGGUCGCCCUGGCUCUGCUGUCGAGAAUGGCUUCAUGCGGCUCUCUGGACUGGUCGAGGUCCGAGAGAUGGGUGGGAGGUCGCUCGACCAGGGACGAAGGCCACGAUGGUGACGCAAGUGGCGCGCUCCCGGGCGGAAGGACGAUUCUGGCCCACGCUGGAGACUGGCGGAAAAGCGGCAAAUGUCUUGAUGGCCUCCCCAUUAAUUACAUCUGCAACUGUGCACUGGUGGAUGCCCCCACAAUGGUGGACAUUCUGCAGACAUUCGAGACAGAUCACGUGACUUGCAAGCCCACAUGCUUGCGAUCUCUUCCGCAUGUGUGCUAUUUGCAUGGUUGCAUCCUUGAACAAGAGUAUGAAGUGGUCUGUGUUCAGAAUGGAUGUGGCAUCAGAAUAGAUCACGCACUGAUGACCACAGUGCAGUCAGGGCAGUGUGAGUUGGUUGAGGCUUUCAAGCUGUGGGAUUGUGGGCCAGUCGCAAUAGAUAUACCUACCCACCACUUCAUUUCUACAGGGCAGUGUCUGACUGUGUGCAAGGGGCAGGAGCUGACAUGCAGAAUCCCCACGCACUUGUUUGCGCCAGUUUCUUCAUUCUUUCCACACCACAGUCAGGUUGUCAACGGGACCCAACCUUCAGGUGCCCCCCCACCAAGUCCUGCAGUCCCUUUGCCAGUCCCAGCACCAAGGCCAAAGGCAACAGCCCGGCCUAAGUCUCCAUCUGGAACCACUUUGGGUGUCACAACUUCGCCGGAUAGCAGUGGUACAGUGCCAUCUGGAGGCAAAAUUCCCAAGAAGAUGACACCAGGGAAGAAUCAGUUUGGGGGAGACAAUCCUGUGCCAUCAUCUGGAGUGCGUCAGAGUGGGGAUGGUACAGGAACGCCUGUUGAUAAGUCGCCCAACAUGGGUGGACUGAAGAAGAGCCAACCCGACAGCGGUGUUCCUGUAUCAUGGCCAGGCUCAUCACAAGGUAGCAGUGAUGCAAUGCCAACUGCUGGUAGUACUGCCAAGAAGCUGAAGCCAGGGAAGCAACCACCAGGGGACAGCUCAAAUGUGUCUUCAACUGGCUUGUCAGUGAGUGGGGAAGGCAUGGGUCCACCUGGUGGCAAGCCCAACAAGACUGGACCAAAGAAGGGCCAAUUUGGCAGCGGCAUCCCUGUGUCUUCACCAGACCUAUUUUCUCCAUCGCAAACUGCAAAUGGCUCUGCUCCAUCCAGUGGAAAUCCUCCCAAGACAAGAAGACCAGGGAAAAAGCAGUCUGGCAGUGGUGCCCUGCUGUCACCACCUGGUGAUUCUCAAAAUGGGGAAGGCACACACCCAUCUGAUUCAAGCUCGAGGAUGGGCCAACCUGGCAAUGGCAUCACUGUGUCGCUGCCUGGCCCAGGUGAGAAUGGCACAGUGAUGAGCGGUGGCACUGCUCCCAAGAUGCCUAAACAAGCAAAGAAUCCCCCUGGCAGAAUUCCUGUACGCGCACCUGCAGUCCAGAAUGGGAACAGCACAAGUUCACUUGGCAACAAGGAGCCAAACAAGGGUGGGCCAAUAAAGAACAGACCUGGCAGUGAAGGAUCGAAUACAGAGAUGCCACUGGGAGCUUCUGGCACUGCUGAUGCACCUGAUGUGACUGGUUUAUCUGCUACCAUCAGCGGCCAAGGGGCCCCACAGGCAGAUGGGGAUGUGACAGCACCAAGUGUCGCACCUGGCAGUGGUAGUCCUAGGUCUCCUGGAGGAUCCAAGGGCACUUCCGGGACAGCAGAUUCUGAAGAGGCUGGAAUACUUGAUGAUCCCAGGAAUUUCAACACGUCGGUACAGGCUACUGGACCGUCAGCAUCCCCCAGCUCAACAAUAGGCGGAAAGUUGAAGAAAGGCAAGGAGAGAGACACAACCAUGACUCCUGACACUGCAGAUGACGUUGGUGCCCAAGGUCCUGCAUUUGAUACAAGUAAUACAGGUGGAAAUGCAAACAACAAAGCCGAUGCAACAGGUCCAGCAGACGACAUGAAAGCACUGGCCCCAGUGCAGGGAACUGGAACUGUGAGAUCACCAGGCGUGUUGUCAGGGGAUGCAAUGGGUGCACAAGGCAUGACACCUGGAAACAAGAUAGAUGAAGUGCUGGCCCCGGUGCCAGCACCCAUGCCAUCAAUGACACCAGCCCUGGUGCCAUCACGUGCACCAGCUCUGGUGCCAACACCUGCACCUGUGACAGCCCCAGAAACAGCACUGGUACCAGAACCAGCACCAACACCAAUGAUGGGUCUGGUGCCAACUGGGCAAGUUGCUGCACCCAUAAGUGCACCAACGCGGCGUAAGGCAGACUUGGUGGCUCAGUCCCCUGAGGGCCAUGCAGUCUACAUUGGACCUUGGAGGGAGUGCAGUAGCCUGUGCUCAGAUGAGGUGGCCAGUGUCAAGGAGCGUGGAAAAUUCUGUGUCAGUAGAGCCGGCACCCCUGCCCCACGGGAGCGCUGUGCAGAUCUGGAUGUGGAUAGCAUCACCACUUUGGAGGAGUGUGAUGUCGCCACGUGCAGCAGUCUGCCAGCAUAUUAUGACCUGGGGCUGUGGGGCCCAUGCAACAUGUCUUGUGGCAGUGGCAUGCGAAGCAGAACUGCAGUGUGCACGAAUGCAGCCGGCGACACCCUCAAUAAUGCUACCUGUGGCAUCAUAAACCAAAAUCUUGUGGAGAAAGAAUGCAACACCAUGCGCUGUGAGGUUCUCUACUAUCAGGUGGAAGAUUGGGGCAUGUGUUCCAAGGAUUGUGGUGGUGGCAACCGGACAAGAGCUGUAGAGUGCUUCCUUGCAACUGUGGUUCCCAACAUGGCUGAUGACUCCACUGACAGCUGUCAAGGCCGGGGUCUUUCAAGACCAGCCCACACUGAGUUCUGCAACACCUUUCCAUGCACUGUAGCUUCCAGCAAGAGGAAGCUAAUGCAAGAAGAUGGACGAACAGAAAGUUGCAGUGGCAGGACAUGUUCAGGCCGCGGGGCAUGUGUUGAAGGCGACUGCAUCUGUCAAGAUGGCUACACUGGAAAGAAUUGUGAAAAGGAUAGUGCUGGUCUGCUGUCAUGCCCAGAAGGCAGCAUACCAGACUCAUCAGGACUUUGCUGUGGCACUGGUCAGGAGCUGGAUGGAGAGGGCAAAUGUUGCAAUUCCACAGUUGAUGCUUGUGGAAUCUGUGGUGGAGAUGGGCGGUUUAUAGAUUUAUCUGGGAUGUGCUGUUCGGCCUUCCUGGAUGGAAGUGGCCUGUGUUGUGCAAGUGGUGACAUGGAUGAAUGUGGGGUGUGCGAUGGGGAUGGCUCAUCGUGCCUUACAAGAAUAAUGGUGAAUGUCCAAGUCUCAGAUCCCAACAUCACUGAUUUUGACCUCCAGAACUGUUUGGAUGAAAGGAUAAGUGAGGCGCUGCCUGUGGACAAUGAGGAAUUUGCUCCAGAGCUCCUGUCUCGAGCAGGUGAAGCCACAGACCUUUUGUUGGUGCUGGAGACACCUGGAUUGCCCCUCACGGUUGCAGAACUGAAGCAGGUGUUAGGAGGCAGCAACGUCAGUGCACUGAGGGCGUUGCUCCAGCAGAACCAUGCUUGUGAGAUUAUGGGGGUGUCAAGUGUCACAAAGCUCCCAUUAUGCGGGAACGACAUAUGUGAGUUUGGAGAGAUGCCAGGGGCACUCGACUUCCCUGCUCCAAACGAUCUGGAGUGCCAAGAGGACUGCGCAUUCAAGUUUGCAGAGUGCCCUGCACUUGUGACUUCUUCUGCCGGAGCGCCGCAUUAUUGCUCUGGUCAUGGGAGAUGUUUGUUUACAAGUGGUGGUGUUUGCGACUGCUUUUCUGGAUAUAUCGGCGAUGGCUGUGACGAGUGUGAUGCUGGGUUCUUGCCAGCCAAUGGCAGGUGUUUGCCAGCAGCCACAGAGCUGCCAGGUUCAGUAAGGGAAGCUUCUGGCAUAAACACCGACUCUCCACAGGGCGGCAGUGCUCUUGCAGUUCCUCUGAGCAUUGCAGCUGGUGUCUUCCUGUGUUUGCUGGUAGCAGUGAUACUGAUAAAGCGGAGGAGAAAUCAGAACGCAGAUGUGAUGACAACGAUGACGAGCACCACUGGUGGUGGCGGCAGGGGCUCACAUAAGGUUCUAGACAGCGACUUGGGGGCAUUCAAACGGGGAUGCCCAGAAGAUGGUGGCCAUGCCAAGUCUUUGUCAGAAAUCUGGAAGUCCUUCAUAUCCACAAUUUCAAUUGGCACACCCAAGCGAGCUUCUCAUGAAGUCACUACAAGUGACUACAGUCGAGAUUUUGCCCCUGUUGCUGGCCCUUCCCAGAGAUCCAUGCCAUCAGGGCAGUAUAUGGCCAGUGGGGGGGCCUCCAGUGGGGAUGGACAAUACGUUGAUGGUUUAGAUGUGAGCUCCCUCGUGGGUUCACCCCCAAUGACUAGUUCACUGGGAGAUACUGCACCUGAAAUCAGGAACUUUCCUACUGAUUUUUUGGGCGAAGGAGGAGGCUCCCCGGCCAGCAGCUCAUCCAGCCAAAAGGUCAACAUCAUUCCUGUGGUAGCAGGGGCAGACAGGAUCAACUCCAGCAAUUCACUUGGCACUUCCCAGGGCCCCAGUGAUGGGGAUGUGCCGAGCACAGGCGAAGCAGAGACGACUAGCUAUCCAAUUAAGAUCAUUGGCCAUCGAUCGCCACUAGGGUUUGAAUACAAGAACUCAGCUAGCAUGUCAACAGUGCAUUUCGAUGCCUCUCCAGUUGAUGUGAGUGACAACUCCAGUCGUUCGGACACACCAGAGAAGCCUGGCAGCUUCCCUGUGGGGCUGAGCAAAGAAGUGGACAGUUCUGCAAGCAUCCCCCCUGAAGAGCAGCUGUCCGAUGGACAGCGAAUCCACAGGAGUGACCUCUCGAGCCGGUCUGUCACUUCAUCAGACGUGGCAGGGAACUACCCUGCAUGGCUCAGGGAGGCUGGAGAUUAUCUCAGUCUACCCACAGCUGGUCGGAGGGUGGAAGCUCACCCUGUGCGCUUGAGUGAUGUGUCUGGCCGAUCCAGUGUGUCCAUUGACAAUCCCAUUCCUGGAAGUAUUCCAGCAGAACAGAACGAAGAUGGAAGCUAUCCUAACACGCCAGACGACAAUGAGGGGGAUGGCUAUCCCAACUGCAUAGGCAAUGUUUCUCGUUGGUCAGCCACACCUGGGGGCCGUGCACUCUCUGGCAUCUGCCCAGUGGAAUUGAGCCAGGAGGGGAGCCGUUCCAGCACCCCGAUGGGUGCUCAGGGGUUGGAAGCAUUCCCAUCCCACAUUAGCGAUGUUUCCAAUGGUUCCAGUAUGAGUGGUAGCGGGCCAUCAAUUGAAAGCUAUGCAGCUGAACAGGAUCAUGGGGCAGGGAUGGUGGGCGCACAUCCUGUCUGCGAUGUCUCCAGCCGUGCCAGCACACCAGGAACAGCAGGGAGGCGGGCUUUCCCAGUUCGUCUCAAGCUGACUUCCAGUGGUUGGAGCACCCCAGAAACUGACAGGCAGCAGGUGCAGACCUAUCCUGUGCACUUGAGCCAUGGUGACAGUUGUACCAGCACCCCAGACAUGUCUGGGAGCUUUCCUGCUGUCUACAGUGACGAUGGCAGCCGUCCAAGCACCCCAGCAGGGGGCCCACAACUGGAGAGUCAACCAGUAAGGCUGAGUGACGUCUCAACCAUUUCUGGUGCCUCAGCCAACAAAGGGCUGCCUGAGAGCCUCCCCACAGUGUUGAGCAAAGAGGGCAGCCACGCAGGUAUGUCAGUGGAUAGCCCUCAGCUGGAGGCUGGUGCGCAGUACCUUAGCAAUUUGGCUGUUGUGUCUAGUGGGUUGGCAGAUCUUGUAGCGCAAGGGAGUAUUCCUGUCCAAGUGAGCGAUGGGGACAGCAGGGCAAGCACACCUGUCACCCCUGCGGAGGGACCACAUGUGCAGUUCUGUCAAGUUCGCCUCAGUGACGUUUCCAGUCAUGAUAACUCUCUGGAGAUCCCUGGGAACAUCCCUGUCACAUUGAGUGAAGCUGGUAGCCAUGCCAGUACUCCAACUGGGGUGCCUGAGCUGCACAGUUCCCCAGUGCGACUGGGCGAUUUCUCGACACUGUCUCUUCCAUCUGUAAAUGGGGUAAUUGCAGGGCUGUGUCCAAUUGAGCUUGAUGAGGGAGACAACCAUGCAAGCACACCAGUCAACCUACAUGUGCUGCAAAGUUUUCCCAUCGCAAUUAGUGAGGAUAGCAGUCAUACCAGCACACCAAUUGGCGAACCAAGGAUUGAUGGUGUUCCUAUUCGCUUGAGUGAUGUCUCCAGCAUUUCUGGUGCACAAGCUGAUCGAAGACUGCCUGGACGCUUUCCUUUGGAAUUGAGAGAGGAAGGCAGCGGAGUCAGCACCCCUAUUGCUGGCAGUGAAUUGUGCAAGAGCUUCCCUGCAGCAUCGAGCGACGGCAGUCGGAAAAGCACCUCUGCUGGGCCCACUCAGUUGGAUAGCCACCCUGUGCAGUUGAGCAAUGUCCCAGCUAUGUAUGGUGCAUCAGCAGAUCGUCACCUGCCAGGGAGCUUCCCCAUCGCUGUGAGCAAAGGGGAGAACUGCUCAGGAACACAAGCCAGCCAACCUGUUCUGCAGAGCUUGCCCAUUUUGUGGAGCGAAGGGUGCUGCAGCACAAGCACCCCUAUUGGUGAGGCACAGCAGUUGAGGAUGAGCGAUGUCUACAGUGGGGCUGGCUUGCCGGCUGGUGACAUUACACUGGGCGCCUUGGCUGGUGCUUUGAGGGAGGGGGAAGGGCACUCAAGCACGCCGUUGAGCGUUCAUGGAAUAGAUGGCUUCCCAGUUCAGUUCAGUGACACCGACAGCCAUGCAAGCACUCUGCUUGGCAACCCAAGGGCUGGGACAUUCCAUGAGCGAGGCCGCAGCGAGAGGGGCCGAACAACCUCAAGGAACAACGCAUUGGCAGAUUUCCCACUUGUGUCUGGCUACUAUGCUACUGGUGGUCGUUCUAAAUCUGCAACUCCUCCACCCAGGCCUCCCUCUCCUAGGCUCUUCUUUGGUGAUCGCGAUGGAAUGACGAAUCUGUCCAACAGUCCACUCAACCCUCUUCAGGGGUUCCCAGUGGAGGCUGGCUACUAUGCGCCCACCAGUGAUCAAUACAGUGGGGUGCCAGUGGGCUGUGGUGACAGCUGGCAUGGUUCCAGAACUCCAAUUGGUGGUAACAUGGCCACAUCACCUGCUAGGGGAUCAAGUAUGCCAUCUGUUGGAGGCCACAAGGAACCACAGGGAAUGAAAGGGUCAGAAUUGGGGUCAGAGUUUGAACCUGGAAGUCCUACUGGCAGUGGCAUGCGAGGGACUCACGCCUCAGACGCUGCCCUUGAUGUUGGUUACUUUGCAAUUUCAACAGGUUCGCUUGCUCGAGUCUCCUCCAGAGGUGUUCAGGGCGCAGUUGCCAGCUUUCCGAUUCAAUUGUGUGACACAUCAAGCAGAGCAAGCACACCUUCAAGUGUUCCUGGGCCGGGCAGUCUCUUGGCUCAGUCGAUGGAAGAGGUGGGAAGCCAGUCUGGCACCCCUAUGAGCCCCAGAUUGCUAUCUGUUCAACCUACCGUGGACUCUAACAUAGCCAGCACACCACUGAGCGUCUCAGGUGCAGACUGCCGUGGUACUGGGGUGUCGCCAUCAUCAUCGACUUCGCCUACAGGCAAUAUGCAAGGAUUUUCUAUGAGCUUCAGCGAUGACUUGUCGAGCGUGUCAAGCUUCGGUGGGACCAGCGCGUCUGAAGCUCCUAGUUGGAUGGCAAUUCCGCAGCUUUCAGGUCUUCCAUGA
Ostreobium quekettii is the source of this 7809-nucleotide messenger RNA. NCBI's taxonomy places the organism in Eukaryota, Viridiplantae, Chlorophyta, Ulvophyceae, Bryopsidales, Ostreobiaceae. The record is from the annotation of a GenBank genome assembly.